GCUCUUGACAACAUUUCGUGGGGAAAGUGUGACAUUAGAGCAGCUGCCGCUAGUUAAUCACUGCACACCGCCUGGUGCUCAAAGCUAACGUUAGCUCAGAUUAUCAGCAGCAGACUGAAUAUGUCACUAGCCUGCUAUCUUAAGGUGUAAACGUCUUCCUGAGAGGACGUCGUGGCAGAUAAUUAGGAAGUCGGGGGUUUCCACACUUUGUCAAGCAGAGGUAUCUUAAAAUAAAAACGUGUUGUCGGUCUGUGUGCCCGUUAGCUCACGAUAGCUCGGAUGCUAGUGCUCUGUGAGCUAGCGUUAGCCGACGUUAGCUCACAUUCUCACCAGUCAGCCGUUAGUUCAGUCACACUAACGGUCACAGUCGGUAACGGUCAGUCCGUGAAGUAAAAACAACAAUAAUAAUAUGUAUAAUAUGUAACAUGUUUACUGUCAGACGGGACUCGGUGGUGAUUAGCAUUAGCAGUCCAACACUUCAUUUAUUAUGUGAGGAGCUAACAGGAGCUAACAGGAGCUAACGACUGAAGAGGGACAGCUGCUCACCGCCCGCUUCACACAAUGGACCUGAUCUUUAACAUUGUUCAGCACCGAAGUGUUACGGUGGAAAAGUCUCCGGGUUGCUUUAGGUUCGGGUUCUUCAUCUUUAUUAAAUUCAAGCAGCACAAGUGCAUUAAAGAACACACUGGGGCAGAUGUUAAAUGGAACAACAAUGUCCCACUCCCCUGACAAUGAGGAUGGAUGCUUUGUUGCCAUGGAUACGGAGGACGACGGCGCAGAGCCUGCUGGGAUAGCAGAGGAAGCGGAGGGAAAGAUGGGGUCCUGCCGACAAGAGGGGGACGCGGACAGCGGUGCCAAAGGGGGGAGGACGAUGGUGGAGUUGCCAGAGGAAGUUCUCGAAUACAUUCUGUCCUUUCUGUCACCGUACCAGGAGCACAAGACCGCCGCGCUUGUAUGUAAGCAGUGGUAUCGCCUCAUUAAAGGUGUUGCUUAUCAGUGCUACCACGGUUUCUUGAGAGCUGUCCAGGAGGGAAACAUCCAGUGGGAAAGUCGCACGUACCCAUAUCCAGGAACCCCCAUCACGCAGCGCUUCUCGCACAGUGCAUGUUAUUAUGACUCAAACCAGUCCAUGUAUGUGUUCGGGGGUUGCACUCAGAGUAGCUGCAAUGCUGCCUUCAACGAUCUAUGGAGACUUGACCUCAACAGCAAGGAGUGGAUCCGCCCUUUAGCCUCAGGCUCUUAUCCAUCUCCUAAAGCUGGAGCAACUCUAGUGAUGCACAAAGAUCUGUUGGUGCUGUUUGGGGGAUGGACUCGCCCCAGCCCUUAUCCACUGCACCAACCUGAAAGGUUUUUUGAUGAAAUCCACACCUACUCUCCUUCAAAGAACUGGUGGAACUGUAUAGUAACAACACAUGGACCUCCACCCAUGGCUGGCCACUCUUCCUCUGUAAUUGGAAACACAAUGGUGGUGUUUGGGGGAUCACUAGGAGCACGUCAAAUGAGUAAUGAAGUCUGGGUUCUGGAUCUGGAGCAGUGGUCCUGGUCCAAACCACCAAUAUCUGGCCCAUCACCCCACCCACGAGGAGGCCAAUCACAGAUUGUGAUUGACGAUCAGACGUUGCUCAUCUUGGGAGGUUGUGGAGGCCCCAAUGCACUCCUUAAAGAUGCCUGGCUCCUCCACAUGGAUUCUCCACCAUGGAGGUGGCAGCAGCUGCAAGUGGAAAACGAGGACCACGGGGCCCCGGAGCUGUGGUGUCACCCAGCGUGUAGAGUGGGUCAGUGUGUGGUGGUUUUCUCACAGGCUCCAUCUGGCCGUGCACCGCUCAGCCCAAGUCUGAAUUCUCGGCCCUCCCCCAUAAGUGCCACACCUGCCCCUCUGGGCCCCGAACCGCCUUCCCUGCGCUCUCAGUCUCCCGUUCGGAGCGGGGCCGCUGGUGUUGUCCUAGGAGCUGUUGAAGAGGCUCCGUGUGUAAACGGUCGAUGGGGCACGCUGAGACCUCGGCCUUCAGCGAGAGGAAGUGCCAGAGAUGGGAGCCCGUCUUCAUCCCAACAACCAUCUCCUUCACAAGGCCCAGACAGCCCUCCUCUUCCUCCACUUCCCCCGUUAUUAAAUGGAUCCUCCCCUUCACCCCGGACCAGCCCGGCCCAGGCUGCAUCUCCCCCCUCUCGCCCUCACCUUCCUGCCUCCACAGACUAUGACUGGGAGUCUCCCCCUUCUGCCGCUCACCACCCCGAGGUGCCCAGCACUAACGGCCUGCACACACCUCCUGCAGGCUCCCCGCGCACUCCCCCAGGAGCAGUGUCCCCCGCUGCCUUAAGACGAGGUCUGGAGGCAGUGAAAAACAAAUCUUCCUCAUCUUUACCAUCGUCAUCGUCUUCCCUUCAGACACAGGGGCCUUCUCCGGGAGGAGGAAGUGGUGGAGGAGCGGGUCCUCCUGGAACCCCUCCAUCCUCCUCCUCCAGCCCUCCGCAGGCUGCUGGAGCUGACGGACACGCUAUACCACCUAUUGCACGGCGUCUUGGCCAUCACCCACCGCAGAGCCUGAACGUAGGGAAACCUCUGUACCAGUCUCUCAACUGCAAGCCCAUGCAGAUGUACGUGUUGGAUGUGUCCCGGGCCAAAUCUGCCGGGGUGGUGUCCUGGAGAGUUUAUGGGAACGGGACUCCCGCUGCGGUCACAGGGCCACCUGAGACCAGCCUUCACACAGUGGUACAGGGAAGGGGGGAGCUCAUCAUUUUUGGGGGCCUCAUGGACAAAAAACAGAAUGUGAAGUACUACCCUAAAACCAACGCCUUGUACUUUGUCCGUGCUAAAAGGUAAUGCAGCUCCAGGCAGGAUUGGGAAGACAAGACACUCCACCCUGUGACCACAAGGGAACUGACACACAAGGCCUUUGUCCUAUAGAGAGGAUUAUGGGAAAAGAACAUAAUCAUUGUUAGAUGUUCCACUUCAGAAAUUCACUAUUCCCCCGUCUGCCUAAAGCAAGCAUU
Morone saxatilis (striped sea-bass) is the source of this 2991-nucleotide messenger RNA. RefSeq names its product F-box protein 42 (gene fbxo42). The transcript has 10 exons. Lineage: Eukaryota; Metazoa; Chordata; Actinopteri; Moronidae. The record is from RefSeq and is a predicted model, not a curated record. Gene Ontology annotation, molecular function: protein binding. Bases 695 to 2821 code for a protein of 708 amino acids.